Messenger RNA from Strongylus vulgaris, 1091 nucleotides. Lineage: Eukaryota; Metazoa; Nematoda; Chromadorea; Rhabditida; Strongylidae. The record is from the annotation of a GenBank genome assembly.
AUGGUGCUUGCGCUUUUCCUUCUUACCCACUAUGUUUUCUGUGCGAUAUGCAUGACCCUGCCGGUUCCUUCCGGUUGUUUCAUGCCAAUUUUCGUAUUAGGAGCUGCGAUUGGUCGACUUUUUGGAGAAAUAGUCGCCGUUACUAUUCCUGCCCUUGUUGGUACCGGGCUCAUAGUCGCCGUUACUGUUCCCGCCCUUGUUGGUAAUGGGCUCGUUGUUAACCCUGGUGUCUACUCAGUGGUUGGAAAAGGUGUUAACCAACCUGCACAAAUUUUACCUAAAUGGACUAAAAUCAGUGCUUUGAAAAAAACCAACUUGCCAGAUCCUGUGCCUUCAGGCUCCGGUAUGGCCGUUUUGAUUUCGAAUGCUGUUUGUGCCUAUCUGACGCCUUCAUUCUUUGAUACUAUUAUCAAAAUCAAGCAUUUACCAUUUCUUCCCGAUAUACCGCCUUCAAGCAAUAUUGUCCACAUAAUCCAAGCGGAAAAUAUAAUGGUCUCUCCAGUGCAAUUUGUUACGAAAAUCAUAAGCUAUGCGGACAUACAACAGACGCUUAUCGACGGUCCCGACUUCAAAAUCUUCCCCGUGGUUGGAGAAGAGGCCAGGAGGGAAGAAGCAGGUCGACGUGUAAGGAAGGCUAUUGAGACGAUUGACAUGCAUUUUAGAACAUCGUUCAAGGAGAUAUUUGAUCAUACGAGCACGAUCACUAGUCCUACAAAUACGAGAACAAAGUCGGAGUCAAGUCUUCCACCGAAGUUUACUUUAACUCGCGAAGCACCAGCUGCAUUGCAACGUGAGGAUGAAAAACGAAAUUUAGCUAGAAGACACCUUCAAAAACUUGUGAGAGUAAAAUAUUUACAAAACGAUCAAGAAGAAUUUGUAAGCGACCUUGCACAACUCCUUUUGAAACACCAGACCUUAAAAUUGCUGAAUAUUGAAGAUAUCAUGCAAAGACAUUGGGAAGCAGCUCGGCUCAAUGAAGAAGUUGACCUGACGGAUGACAUCGACCCAGCACCUUUCCAGAUUGUAAAGAAGACGUCGUUAUUCAACGUAAGUCACACAAGCUUCCCUUGCGUUUUCAUAUGCGGGUAAAA